CAAUAGACUUAUGCAGGGGCCUCUAAACAGAAUGUUGUGACAUCAUCUUGAUUUGAAAAACUCUGAACAAUGUCAUGAAAUUUGCAUUGUAUACUUUAUCCUAUGCUUAAUUUAUUCAACUGUGUAUUUAUUAGAGCAAACCAUUAAACACUUCAUCCUAUGCUUAAUUUAUUCAAUUGGAGUAUUUAUUAGAGCAAACCAUCUGGAUUAACCUUAGUUUUAUAGAACUUGUAUCUAAUUGCAGUGAAUACAACACUUGUUCACUUAUUUCUCUCUAUUGCUAUGACAUUAUUUGAGAAGUUGGAGUUUCUUCAAUUGAUCAUCAUUCUAGAAGUAUUUGUUGUCACUGCAAUCGGAAAUAAGUUGUCCUAAAACUACAUGAGAGGUUGCAGAUGUUGCCCUGCAUCAAUACAUUACUGUUCGUGUUAGUCAUUUGGAAACCAACAAAUGCUUGCUCCUUGGUAGAGCUCAGAGUCUCACCCAAGGGCCAAUUGCCAAAGCACCAGAACAGAGCAGCUAUAUCCUACCAGUUUGACUCCAAUUCCACAAUGUUAAGCUUUCUGGAAAGUAGUUGCUUGGUAAGCUGCUCAAAGUAAAAAAGUUAAUGAGAUGAUGGCCACAAAUGUAUGUAGAAACUGAUCAAAUUGACCAUUGGACUUUGGAAGAGAAGUUUGAGCCAACUGGUCAACUUGAUUUGAUAAUGAACAACUUGAGCCUAUUAAAGUAGGAAAUAGUCAGCAACUUGACAUCUCUACAAACACCUUGUGCACAAAUUCUUUCUUUUUCCUCUGCCUUAAUAUUUCCAAUUUCAUUUCCACUAGAAUUACAGAAGCAUCAUAGCUGGAGUGCUGGACUUCUAAUCAUGGUUUCCGAAAUAUUGCAAGUUUUAGAGUCUUCACAAUUGACGCAAUUCUCUUGUUUCUUUAUAAAAAACGCAAUAAAUCCUAGUAGUGCGAUAUAUUCUUCCACAAUACGCAAUAACUUCCAACUCAUAUCAUAUGAGUGUUAAUGCAAUAUUCGAAAGUGAUUUAUUUUUGCAAGAAAAAUAUUUAAAUUAAUUCUUACCAAAUCAUGUAAUAUUUCAAUUUUUUUUUAGAUGAAAAUUUUUUAAAUCAAUCUUUAUUAUGUCUGGCCUAUAAGACUCGGAUCCUGUUUUGUUAAUAUUAACAGAUUUAUAUAUAUAUAUAUUUCAGAAAAAAUAUAAAAACUAUAUAUUCUUAAAAAGAUGGCAACUAUUUAAGCUAUGAGAAGAUAUUGUAUGAUGCUUUGGCUUAAUUCCAAAUUAAAUUAACUUAAUAAUUCAUUUCCUGCAUCUAUCUAAUGUUAACCUGCCAGUCUUUCAAUUAUUGUUGGUCUCUUGAGGUUCCUGCAAUGGUCUCAGAACUUUAAGCUAUAAUGUUCUUUUGAUGCUAAAAAAAAAUUUAAUGGCUAAGACAAAUUCUUCAUUUUCUCCCACUUUCAGCCAUGGAAAGCAUGUGCUCUACCAACCUGAACCCAUCAUCAAUAAAUAGGCAGGCAUUUGGUCUGUUACAGUUAAUUCACUUGCAUUUGCAGCUUUUUUGUUCACCACCCAUUAAUUUCAAACUAUAUCUACAGCUAGUUUUGAGUUAGUUUCUGUCUAGGAACAUGGAAAUUAGAAAAGAGGAUGAAAUUGAAGACAUGUCACUUUCUCUUCCAACAAUGGGGUCUAUGCAAAUUGCAGGAAGCAAUGGAUUUGGUCACAACAUAGAGUUUAUGUCUCAAGCCUACCUCAGAAAUAGAUACUCAGAAAUUGACAUAGAAGCUGAUGGCUUGAAUAUGCAUAAAGAUCACCCUCUUCCCAUUUUUCUCAAGUUUGAAGAUGUGGUGUAUAGAGUGAGGAACAGCGCAGCUUCCUCUGCCAAUCCUGUGAAGGCAGUGGUUUCAAAGGUAGCCUCACAGCUGAACUUGGAGCAAGAUAAUUACAAGAAAAUCUUGAAGGGUAUAACGGGAAGCAUUGGCCCUGGUGAAAUUCUUGCUCUGAUGGGUCCUUCUGGUAGUGGUAAAACAACCUUGCUGAAGAUAAUAGGAGCAAGACUGACAGAUAAUGUUAAAGGAAGUAUCACUUACAAUGAUAUUCCUUAUAAUGCAGCCCUUAAAAGAAGGUUAAUCAACUUUAAAGACUAUUUUUUCUCUCAAACUUUAGGACUAUUUGUAAUUGUAUUGUACUUCAAUUUCAAGAACAAUUUGUGCAACAGGAUUGGAUUUGUCACACAGGAUGACGUGCUAUUCCCACAACUUACAGUGGAGGAGACUCUAGUUUUUGCUGCAUUUUUAAGACUUCCCGGCAACAUGAGUCGACAGCAGAAAUAUGCCAGAGUGGAGAUCAUUGUAAAGGAGCUAGGCCUUGAAAGAUGUCGCCACACGAGAAUUGGAGGAGGAUUCAUUAAGGGAAUAUCAGGAGGUGAAAGAAAAAGAACCAGCAUUGGCCAUGAAAUUCUAGUAGAUCCUUCAUUGUUGCUGCUUGAUGAACCAACCUCAGGCCUUGAUUCCACUUCAGCAAAUAGACUCCUUCAGGUCCUUCAAGGAUUAGCCAAGGCAGGAAGAACAAUAAUCACGACGAUCCAUCAGCCUUCGAGCAGAACGUUCCACAUGUUUGACAAGCUUCUGCUGAUAGCAGAAGGCUACCCUGUGUACUAUGGGAAGGCUAGAGAUUCUAUGGAAUAUUUUUCUUCUUUGAGAUUCAUUCCUGAUAUUGCCAUGAAUCCUGCGGAGUUUUUGCUUGAUUUAGCAACAGGACAAGUAAAUGACAUAAGUCUUCCUCAGGAUCUAUCAGCAGUUCCUGGGACUCCUGAUUCUGAUAAGGCAGUAAUCAAAUACCUGCAACUCAAAUACAAAACUCAGAUUGAGCCAAAAGAAAAGGAAGAUAAUCAUCGGCGUGCAAAGGCACCCAAGCAUCUCCAAAUGGCAAUUCAAGUCAAGAAAGAUUGGACAUUGAGCUGGAGUUCACAAUUUAUGAUACUGUUGAAAAGAACAUUCAGAGAAAGGCGUAGAGAUUAUUUCGACAAGUUAAGACUAGUUCAAGCUCUUGGUGUUGCAGUCUUAUUAGGCCUUCUUUGGUGGAAAUCCGAAACUGGAACUGAGGCACAACUCAGAGAUCAAGUUGGUCUAAUGUUCUACAUCUGCAUUUUCUGGACAUCCUCAUCGAUCUUCGGAGCAGUAUACGUGUUUCCAUUCGAGAAGAUCUAUUUAGUAAAAGAAAGGAAAGCAGACAUGUACAGAUUAAGUGUAUACUAUGUAUGCAGCACUCUGUGUGACAUGAUGGCUCAUGUGUUCUAUCCAAGCUUCUUCAUGAUCAUAGUGUACUUCAUGGCUGGCUUUAAGAGGACUAUCCCUUGCUUCUUCUUGACACUGUUCACCAUACUAUUGAUAGCAAUUACAAGCCAAGGGGCAGGAGAGCUGUUUGGAGCUGCAAGUUUGAGCAUCAAGAGAGCUGGGAUGUUUGCAUCUUUGAUUCUAAUGCUGUUUCUUCUCACUGGAGGUUACUAUGUCCAGCACAUACCAAAAUUUAUGCAGUGGUUGAAGUACUUAUCUUUCAUGUACUACGGGUUCAGGCUUCUGUUGAAAGUGCAAUAUGAUGGAGAUGAGUUAUAUGAAUGUGGAAGCAAAGGAGGGUGUCGGCCUCUGCAGAGUUCGCCGUCGUUCGACACGGUGAACUUGAAAGGUGGGUUGCAAGAAGUCUGGGUGCUACUAGCCAUGGCUUUAGGAUUCAGGAUAACUGCCUACUUUUGCCUUCGCAGGAGGAUUAAUGUCUGCCAUCUUUGAGUAAAGAAUAUACAUAUAUAUAUACACACCUUUUGCAAUAAAUGUGGGUUGCACAGAAGUAAACAAGUCAUUUUCAUGAUCCCAAAUCCAUCUGUUCAAAAAACAAUCAUCACAAAUUUAGCAAUUUUUGUUAGUAAUUAGCAUUAAUUUAUUGGUAUUAGGGUUAUUUUUAUCAACAAAAAUACAGAUCCGAUUAAAAUCAAAUUACUCAGCAUAUUUUGAUUUCAGAAUUAAUUAAGUUGAUUUUUUUUUUUAUAAAUCCUUGAUUCCAAAAAAAUAAUAAAUUUAUGAACAUGUUUUUUGAUUGUCAUCAUAUCACCAAAGAGAAUCUGAAUUCCCACUAAUCUCUUUAUCUUAAUCCCAAAAUCUAAAGUUAAACAUAUUCUAAAUUUAGUAAAAAAGGUGUUGGAAAAAAAAAGAAAACAAGACUCCAAUAUAUAGGAAAUAUGUUUCAAAGGGAGAGAAUCUACUGCCCUGGAAUGGCCUGGCUUGCCGUGGGAAAGCAAAUACAAAAACGAAAAUUAUGACGACAACUUGUCAUAAUCCCUGACGACAAAAGAAGAUAUCCACAUGUGGAAUCCUGCUUUACCAUUAGAAUUUUCUUUCAUUAGUCCCACUACCCUUCACUUUCUUGCUAAAUCUAAAAUUCAAGUGCCAAAAUUUUUAUGAAAAUUAAAAUUUAUUGAUAAA
Manihot esculenta (cassava) is the source of this 4473-nucleotide messenger RNA. RefSeq names its product ABC transporter G family member 26. NCBI's taxonomy places the organism in Eukaryota, Viridiplantae, Streptophyta, Magnoliopsida, Malpighiales, Euphorbiaceae. The transcript is spliced from 8 exons. The record is from RefSeq and is a predicted model, not a curated record. Gene Ontology annotation, molecular function: ATP binding; ATP hydrolysis activity; ABC-type transporter activity. The coding region runs from base 1627 to 3783 and encodes 718 amino acids. Gene Ontology annotation, cellular component: membrane.